Messenger RNA from Aspergillus udagawae, 768 nucleotides. RefSeq names its product phosphoglycerate mutase. Gene Ontology annotation, cellular component: cytosol. Gene Ontology annotation, molecular function: fructose-2,6-bisphosphate 2-phosphatase activity. Gene Ontology annotation, biological process: negative regulation of programmed cell death; regulation of pentose-phosphate shunt; negative regulation of glycolytic process. Lineage: Eukaryota; Fungi; Ascomycota; Eurotiomycetes; Eurotiales; Aspergillaceae. The transcript has 2 exons. Bases 1 to 768 code for a protein of 255 amino acids. The record is from RefSeq and is a predicted model, not a curated record.
AUGAAACUCUAUCUCAUCCGCCAUGCGGAAACCGUCGAUAAUGUCUCUCAUAGAUUGGCCGGGAUCAAAGACUCCCCCUUGACAAAUCACGGCGCCCUCCAGAUCACCCGUCUAGGGAGAUAUUUCGCCUCCCAAAACAUCAAAUUCAGCCAUAUCUUCUCAUCAGAUCUGUCCAGAGCCAUUCUCACCGCCGAAGGUCUCAGCGCCCAUCAGCCAGAACUAAGUCCGGUGCUCCUGCCAUCCCUACGCGAACGUGAUUUUGGCUCCUUCGAGGGGCAAAAGUGGCAUUCAGCCUGGGAGUCGAGCAUUGUUCCCAAGCAACCGGAAUCCGAGGCAUCCAUGCGCCAGCGCGCAAACGCAUUUCUCACUGACUACUUACUCCCCUUGCUUCUCGCUGGCGACGAGGCUGGGGAUGAGGCUGUCGUUGCUGUGGUCUCGCACGGGUUACUUCUACGGAGUCUGUGGCGCGCUCUACUCGCGUGUUUUCCUCCGAGCGAUGUACGCAUAGUAGGGGACGCAGACAUCAACGCCUUUAACCCGUUCUGGGCCAAUACGGGGUACUUGGAGCUGUUGGUUUGUCCGAAAUUGAGUCCUUCGGUAGGAGAUCCGGAUAUGCCGGUUCUGGGUGGGUAUUCGCUGCAGGUGCUUGGGGUUAAUACUCGAGCACACCUGGCGGAUCUUCAGCGUACGAAAGGGGGAGUCGGGAGCGCUACUUUCGAUCAGCGGCAGAAACGAAUUGAUCAUUUCUUUAGUCAAAAGAAUCGAUAG